Colossoma macropomum (tambaqui) is the source of this 2399-nucleotide messenger RNA. RefSeq names its product membrane-associated ring finger (C3HC4) 4, like (gene marchf4a). The coding region runs from base 1 to 1233 and encodes 410 amino acids. The transcript has 4 exons. Gene Ontology annotation, molecular function: ubiquitin-protein transferase activity; zinc ion binding. Lineage: Eukaryota; Metazoa; Chordata; Actinopteri; Characiformes; Serrasalmidae. The record is from RefSeq and is a predicted model, not a curated record. Gene Ontology annotation, biological process: protein ubiquitination.
AUGUUGUUGGCCGUCGGUGUCACUGUCGUGCGCUGCCGGGCAUUGCCGAGUGGGACACCGAUGCUGCGCCGCCAGGGCAAGCAGAAAGGCCGCCGUCGCGUCUUGCUCAGUGACCUGAAGGCUCUGCUGCUCAGGCCACCGCUCGCACCCAUGAACGGACAGCAGGCGGCAGGGAGCGGCGAGGGCAGCGGCGAGUGGAGCCGGGCCGCCGGGGGGACAGAAGGGGCAGGUGGGACAGGGGAGAGCACAGGUGGGGACGGGAGCAGCUCGGCGGAGGACUGCCCCAAGGAGAAAGAGGAGAAACUGGACAAGCUGGGAGAGAGACUGUCCCUCAGCAGCUGCACGGACAGCGGGGCCAGGACACCGCUCUGCAGGAUCUGCUUCCAGGGGCCAGAACAGGGGGAGCUGCUGAGUCCAUGCCGCUGUAGUGGGUCAGUGCGCUGUACUCACGAGCCAUGCCUGAUAAAGUGGAUCAGCGAGAGAGGCUCCUGGAGCUGUGAGCUGUGCUACUACAAGUACCAUGUCAUCGCCAUCAGCACCAAAAACCCACUACAGUGGCAGGCCAUCUCACUGACGGUGAUUGAGAAGGUGCAGAUAGCAGCAGCUGUGCUUGGCUCCCUCUUCCUCAUCGCCAGCAUCUCAUGGCUGGUGUGGUCUUCGCUUAGCCCUUCAGCCAAGUGGCAGCGGCAGGACCUGCUCUUCCAAAUCUGUUACGCCAUGUAUGGCUUCAUGGACCUGGUGUGCAUCGCUCUGAUCGUGCAUGAAGGCCCAUCCGUGUUCCGCAUCUUCAACCGCUGGCAAGCGGUCAACCAGCAGUGGAAAGUGCUAAACUACGACAAGCUGAAGGACACUGAGGACCCUCAAAAGGGCGGAGCAAGCAGCGGCCUGCGUUCCCUCACCCUGCCCCUCAGUCAUCGGGUCGGGAUGUCCCCACCCAAUGGCUCCGGCCCCUCCCCCUCUACCUCCUCCCUCAUGGCGGUAACCACGGCGACUGCAACACCUGGCACCGCCAUCCCACUGCCACCGGCUGCCCCGGAAACUGAGGAAUCGUCAGAGGCAGAGAACGGGCCGGCAGGCCUGGCCGAACAUCACUGUGCGUACAACCUGCUCCAGCUGCUCAGCCAGCACCUCCGGCCACAGGAGCCCCGCCCGCCAGCCUCCGCCACUACUGGACAGACCGGCCAGCCAGGAAAUAACAACCGCGAACUGGUCAUGAGGGUCACUACAGUCUGAGGGUCAGCUUGACCUGUUAAACUACACAGCGCUUUGUGAGGGAAUUUUUUUUGUGACAUUUGCUAGCAAAGACAUUUGCUAGUUUUCUAGGCAGCCAAGUUCAGAUUUUACUCUGGAAUUGACCGAAAGAUGUUGAAAAUAAAGAAGAAACAGAUUUUUUCUCUUGUUGUGUGGAGGCGAGGAGAAAGUGAGCGAGGGUGAUAGCAAAAAUAAGGGAGUGAGAGAGUGAGCAUGGUUUGAUUCAGUUUUUGGUAGUAGCUGUCAGAGCACAGAAUUCACAGCUGUGCUUUUUGUAGUGAAAAGGAACAGAGCAAGGGGUCAAAAUGGUCAAGCUGAGAUUGAAGCACUUGCAUGUAAGUGGGCGGUUCAUUAGAGCUGCAGUACAAAGCCACAGAAAGCAGAGAGCGUUUUCAAGCACAAUCCUAACAAUGCAAGGCAGGUGCUGUAUACACACAUAGCAUUACAUUUACUACUGGGUUGAUGAUGGUCAAGGUUUCAUAGGAAAGAAUAAGUACGUAGAAUUAAACUGAAAGUCUACACUUAAGUUUACAUUGAAACCCACCAGGAUGUGUUCAAAUGGGUCAAUGACGCUGUAAUGGCCGCCUGGCCUUAAUAACGGACUCUCUUACUGACCUACUGACCAGGUUGUCUUACCAUAGAGAUGACCUGUAGCCAUCGUAGAACCCCCCCACCCCCACCGGGCGAACGUGGCCCAAGUUGAGCGGUCUUUUUCUUUGACGGACUACUUUUGUUUACAUUUGUUAAAAUAUGUGAAAAAAACACAUUGCUACAUUAAAAAAACAAUGAGUGCAAUGUAAAAGAUUUAACUGUCGUUUCUCUUGGGAUCUUGGGAUUCGGGAGGAAAUGAUUGAUGAAGAGCGGGGAAAGCAGUGACAUCAUCGCUUCCUGUGGACUACUCGACUGUCUGCUAUUGUAGAUCAAUCCAAACCAAUCAAUCACUCACAUGCUUUCCACUUUCACUGAUUGGUUGUUGAGAGCAAAUUCAGGCACUUAGCCAAUAUGUCUCUCUCAGGCUAGUGAGUAAGAAAGUGUGCUUAAAAUAACAGUUUAUUAUAGAGGCCAAAAAUCCACAAUACGUUCAAAAUUUACACAACAAAGUUUAUUUUUUUUAAAUCUCUGAUCAGCUUCUCUUCAUUAUUCUAACA